GGGCGAUCCCAGGACGAUGAAGGCCCCGCACUGCUGCUGCUGCGGCCUUAGGGGCCUGCUGGGCCCGGCCUUCCUGCUGCUGCUGCUGCUGCUGCUGCAGGCGGCCCAGGCCGCGCCAGGUCCAGGGCCUCCGGAGCCGCGGCCGCGCACCACACCGCCCGGCUCCACCGCGGCCCCGCAGCCCGGCCCAGGCGCGCCCGAGGCGGCCAGGCCGCGGGACCCCGAGGGCGGCAAUGGCAGCAGUGCGGAAGUGGCGGGGCAGGCCGGGGCCGUCUCUGUGGGCGGCGGCCUCGCCGUGAGCCCCAGCCCUGGCGACAAGCCCAUGACCCAGCGGGCGCUGACCGUGUUGAUGGUGGUGAGCGGCGCGGUGCUGGUGUACUUCGUAGUCAGGACGGUCAGGAUGAGGAGAAGAAAUCGAAAGACCAGGAGAUACGGAGUUUUGGACACGAACAUAGAAAACAUGGAACUGACACCGUUAGAACAAGAUGAUGAGGAUGAGGAUAACACACUGUUUGAUGCUAACCAUCCUCGCAGAUAAGAAUGUGCCUUUGGUUGAGAGAAAUUCAUCUUUCUCCAGUGAAGAACAGACUUUAUAUGCUUAAGGAAUAAGAAGCCACUAUUAUCUGGGGGAAGGGGAUAUUUAAGUUACAUACAUUGUGGAAACUUACUUUGUUGUUCAAUGAAUAUCGUGUUAUUUUGUUAUUUUGGUUUAGAGUUGUUGGAGCUAAGUUGUACUGCUAUUGUUUAUGAAAUUACUUUAACCUAUAGUGUUUCCUGAUCAGUUUUUAUUUAUUUCUUUCCUAUAUUAUUGUAAACUGUUUUGUGUAUUAAUCAGUUACUACUAAUUUUUUUCUGAAGUAUUUUCAAGAACUAUAAAAUCCAAUAACCAACUGGAAUAUAAAAGUUAUUAAGUUUUCCUUUACUGAGCUAUAGUUCCCGUUUUUGGAGGGAAAAGGAAGCCAAACUUAUUAUGCUGUUUGAAUUUUUAAAUGUAAUAAAUUCAGAGUUAUAUGCAGCACAAUAAAUGUAAUUUAAGAUU
This is a messenger RNA of Ochotona curzoniae (black-lipped pika), 1039 nucleotides long. RefSeq names its product family with sequence similarity 174 member A (gene FAM174A). The record is from RefSeq and is a predicted model, not a curated record. The transcript has 3 exons. Bases 17 to 538 code for a protein of 173 amino acids. Lineage: Eukaryota; Metazoa; Chordata; Mammalia; Lagomorpha; Ochotonidae.